Aspergillus bombycis is the source of this 1728-nucleotide messenger RNA. RefSeq names its product putative thiamine pyrophosphate enzyme. Gene Ontology annotation, cellular component: mitochondrion; acetolactate synthase complex. Lineage: Eukaryota; Fungi; Ascomycota; Eurotiomycetes; Eurotiales; Aspergillaceae. The coding region runs from base 1 to 1728 and encodes 575 amino acids. The record is from RefSeq and is a predicted model, not a curated record. Gene Ontology annotation, molecular function: acetolactate synthase activity; magnesium ion binding; flavin adenine dinucleotide binding. The transcript is spliced from 3 exons. Gene Ontology annotation, biological process: L-valine biosynthetic process.
AUGGGAGGGUCUGAUCAUCCGUCCAUCUUGGAGGCUAUGGUGAAGGGCCAGAAAGAGAAGCCCGAUGAAUUCCCCAAAAUCAUUACGUGUCCCAACGAGAUGGUAGCCCUGUCCAUGGCCGAUGGCUACGCUCGACUGACUGGCAAACCGCAAUGUGUCAUUGUUCAUGUCGAUGUUGGCACACAAGGACUAGCAGCAGCCGUACAUAAUGCCUCCUGUGGGCGCGCCCCGGUCUUGAUCUUUGCCGGCCUCUCCCCCUUCACCAUCGAAGGGGAGAUGCGUGGCUCUCGCACAGAGUACAUUCACUGGAUUCAAGAUGUUCCGGAUCAGAAGCAGAUUGUUUCUCAAUACUGUCGCUACUCUGGGGAGAUCCGUUCCGGGAAGAAUGUAAAGCAAAUCGUCAAUCGCGCCCUCCAAUUUGCGAUGAGCGAUCCCAAGGGUCCAGUAUACUUGGCUGGUGCUCGCGAGGUAAUGGAGGAGGAGAUCGAGCCAUAUAAAGUCAAUCAAAAUGUCUGGGGUGCUGUCGCACCGUCUGCAUUGCCGGCUGAGGGAGUUGAGUUGAUCGCAUCGGAACUCGCUGCUGCCAAGGAACCUCUGGUGAUUGUGGGUUAUUCCGGUCGUGAGACCAGGGGAGUAGAGGAGCUGGUUAAACUCGCAGACACCUUCAAAGGAAUCCGAGUAUUGGACACUGGUGGAUGUGACAUGUGUUUCCCUGGUGACCACCCAGCGUGGUUGGGGAUGCGAUACGGCAUCCACGAGGCCAUCAAAACGGCGGAUGUCAUCCUUGUUGCCGACUGCGACGUCCCAUGGGUUCCGACCCAGUGCAAGCCGUCUGAUUCAGCUAAGGUCAUCCAUGUGGAUGUUGAUCCACUCAAGCAGCAAAUGCCGGUCUUUUAUCUCCCUUCCAUGGCUACGUAUCGUGCAGAAUCGGCAACGGCAUUUAGACAGAUCAACGAGUACGUUGCCACUAACAGCUCGCUAAAACAGGCGCUGAACUCUGAAGAACAAACAUCUCUUGGUAAGCGCCGCGAGGAGGGAUAUAAGAAGAUCCGACAAGGAAUCACAGACCUUGCUGUUGUACCAUCGGGAGGUGGUAACACGGAUCUUAACGUGUCUUACAUGAUGAGUCAGGUCCGGGAGACUUGCCCAUCAGACACUAUCUGGGCUAUCGAGUCCGUAACCCUCACUCCAUUUGUAGCUGACCAAAUCGCUGCCACUUUGCCCAAGUCAUGGAUCAACUGUGGCGGCGGUGGACUUGGUUGGUCCGGCGGGGGUGCUCUCGGUAUCAAGUUGGCCACCGAUAAUGAAAACGGCGGUAGGAACAAGGGCAAAUUUGUCUGUCAAAUUGUGGGCGACGGCACAUACCUCUUUUCCGUGCCGGGUUCCGUCUACUGGAUCUCAAGACGGUAUAACAUCCCUAUUCUUACUAUCGUCCUGAACAACAAGGGCUGGAACGCUCCCAGGCGGAGUAUGCUUCUCGUUCAUCCCGAAGGCGACGGCUCGCGCGCGACUAACGAGGACCUCAACAUCUCAUUUGCUCCUACCCCUGAUUACCCAGGCAUUGCGAAGGCUGCUGCGGGAGGAGAGCUGUGGGCUGGCACUGCCGCUACUGUUGCAGAUCUUGCCAGGAUGCUGCCCGAGGCUAUUAAAACUGUACAGAAUGGAACCACCGCUGUCUUAGAGGUUCAGUUAGACGGCACAGUUGGCAAACAUGUUAACAAGAACUGA